This is a messenger RNA of Dufourea novaeangliae, 926 nucleotides long. It is a transcript of the gene Pex2, whose product is annotated as peroxisome biogenesis factor 2. Gene Ontology annotation, molecular function: zinc ion binding. Lineage: Eukaryota; Metazoa; Arthropoda; Insecta; Hymenoptera; Halictidae. The coding region runs from base 33 to 926 and encodes 297 amino acids. The transcript has a single exon. Gene Ontology annotation, cellular component: peroxisomal membrane. The record is from RefSeq and is a predicted model, not a curated record. Gene Ontology annotation, biological process: protein import into peroxisome matrix.
GUGGACAUUGUGUUCACGGCAAAGGAGGAGAAAUGCCGUCGUCUCCUUACGUGUCACGGAUCAACCAGAUCGACGCAGCGCAAUUGGACGAUGAAAUCUACAAAGUGCUCAGGAAUCAGGUAAAAAGGAUUACCGAGUAUCAACCGGUGGAGAGGAUCGAUCGAUGGCAGCCAGAAAUCGACGCGCUACUAAAGUUUCUUGUAUGGAACUUUUCGUUGCGCGGCGGAAAAUCGACCUUUGGCCAACAACUGCUCAAUUUGCAUUACGGGAAUAUCAACCGUACGAAGUCCGUUCUCUACUUGAUUCUGAUCGUCGUCCCGGCGUAUACGCGCGAUAAACUCCUCGACGGUGCCGGGAAUCGACGAUUAAGUUCGCUCUUCGAUCGUAUCGCGAACGUCGCGAAGCUGCUCGAGUUUAUCAAUUUGUUGAUCUUCCUGCAUCGAGGAACGCAGCCCCGCCUCGUCGAGUAUUUGCUGGGAAUCCCGAGCCGUUCCACGACUACUCACAAACCGAGAAACAUCGGAUAUUCGUACAUGACCAGGGAACUACUCUGGCACGGCCUCAUGGAACUGUUCACCACCGGUUUACCUAUGAUCAACUUCCAUUAUUUGAAGCACACCAUUAAGAACCUUAUCCCGCGGAGGAACCGUGGCAACGUACGAAGAUCGUUUCCAACGAUGAAUUCGACGACCAAAUGUGCCUACUGUAACGACACACCGAUCAUGCCGAUGCACGCUGGUUGCGAGCACAUUUUCUGUUAUUAUUGCUUGAAUGCACACUUUGUAGCUACCAACGAAUUCGAGUGUAUGGUAUGCGGCACGCAACUUCGCGUUCAAGACGCGAAGACGUACGAGGCAAGAUCCGCUAUGUCGUACUCGAAAGACGAGGCCGCCAAAAUGAUCGAAAGCGCGGGCCACGAUUCGUAA